This is a messenger RNA of Staurois parvus, 683 nucleotides long. The record is from the annotation of a GenBank genome assembly. NCBI's taxonomy places the organism in Eukaryota, Metazoa, Chordata, Amphibia, Anura, Ranidae.
UCUACACUAUAUUGCCAAACGUAUUUGACUUGCCCUUCCAAUCAUGUGAUUCAGGUGUUCCAAUCCCCUCCAUGGACACAGGUGUAUACAAUCAAGCUCCUAGGCAUGCAGACUGCUUCUACAAACAUUGGUGAAAGAAUGGGUCGUUCUCAGGAGCUCAGUGACUCCAAGCGUGGUCCCGUGAUAGGUUGCCACCUGUGCAAUAAGUCCAUCCGUGACAUUUCCUGGCUACUAAAUAUUCCACGCUCAACUAAACGAUCCCCGCAUGCCCCAGUCAGAGCUGUAACCGGCGAAUCUCCUGCUGCUAAACUCUCCCAGACUGCUCGUGCAUUCCAUGUCACAUGACAGAGCGGGGUCAGCGCAUGCUGAAGCGCACAGUGAGCAGAAGUCGCCAACUGUCUACAGAGUCAAUAGCUAAAGACCUCCAAACUUGGUGUGGCCUUCAGAUGAGCCCAACAACAGUGCGUAGAGAGCUUCAUGGAAUGGGUUUCCAUGGCCGAGCAGCUGCAUCCAAGCCUUACACCAAGUGCAAUGCAAACCGUCGAAUGCCAUGGUGUAAAGCACGCCGCCACUGGACUCUAGAGCAGAGGAGAUGUGUUCUCUGGAGUGACCAAUCACGCUUCUCUGUCUGCCAAUCCGAUGGACUUGUCUGGGUUUGGCGGUGGCCAGGAGAACGGUACUUG